This is a messenger RNA of Tachyglossus aculeatus (Australian echidna), 2522 nucleotides long. It is a transcript of the gene GPR22, whose product is annotated as G protein-coupled receptor 22. Gene Ontology annotation, cellular component: membrane. Gene Ontology annotation, molecular function: G protein-coupled receptor activity; peptide binding. NCBI's taxonomy places the organism in Eukaryota, Metazoa, Chordata, Mammalia, Monotremata, Tachyglossidae. The transcript has 2 exons. Gene Ontology annotation, biological process: G protein-coupled receptor signaling pathway. The coding region runs from base 931 to 2229 and encodes 432 amino acids. The record is from RefSeq and is a predicted model, not a curated record.
UCGAGGUGCUCUGGCAAUAUUUGGAGAAGGCCUAGGAUACAAUUUUCCCGGGAAGGAGAUUAAUGCAGUAGUUACAUACCCGGAAAGAAAAUGGUGAGCAUUUUUUUUAAGGAAUUUAUAUUUCAUUCCAGUAUGAUGGAAACUACCGGUUCAUGAAGAAACCAUGAAAACAGGAAUUUCCAAAAGGAGAAUGCGUUUCCUUCACCGGCGAGUUAAAGGAAGCUCUAUCAGGCUUUUUCAGCCCUGCAUAUUAAGUUAUUCGUAUCAAUUGUCACAAUGACUAAUGGCUAUUUUUUCCUCUGCAUUUUAUGACCCUUUAUGUAUCUUCCUUUAAUGAAAAUAAACCCAAUUAAAUGGCAGAUGGUUUCUCUCAAAAAGCACAUGAACUGGAUUUUACAGUGUAAUGCAACUUAUGUGACAAAGACAGCACUCCAAGCUGAGGAGCAGGAGUACUAUAAAAACAUAUGCACGGCUGUAAGAAAAGGAUGCUUAAAUACAUUUCCGAAGCCAGAAAUCGGCUGUCUAGAUUUUUGUUUUCAGCUCUCCUGGAAAAUAAAAAUACCCUGCCCCGCCAGGCGAGGGGGAAUAGAAUUAACGUCUCUUAAGGAAGUUUGGUACCGGUGGCUUUUAAAAGCAUAGCAAACACAAGUCGCAUGUACCGUACACUCGACUCGGUUAUUAGACAACCACCGGGAAAAUAAGUCUCCUUUUCCAAACCAAAAUCUGGCUGCCGAAGUGCUGGAGCGAAAGAAAAUGAAAGGGAUUCGACGAGGCACGAAUAAGAACACAGCUGCUUUGCUGGUUCCCGGUGGAAAUUUAUGUGCAAAACCUGUCAGUGUCAUCAGGUAUCAAUGAUGAAAAGCUGCCGUAGUAUGCUGAAAAGCCCUUGAGGCAACAGAAUCCAGGACAAAGCCCCGCCGCUCCAAAAGAAUGUGUCUCUCCCCAGUUCCGGAGGUCAACAUGCAGUCCGAGCCUAACAUUACAGUUCGAGAUGACACCGGGGACCUCGACAGCAAUAUGUACCGACCACUCUCAUAUCCAUUAAGCUUCCAAGUGUCUCUCACCGGAUUUCUCACGUUAGAAAUCGUGCUGGGACUUGGCAGCAACCUCACCGUACUGGUACUCUACUGCAUGAAAUCCAACCUGAUCAACUCUGUCAGUAACAUUAUCACCAUGAAUCUCCACGUACUGGAUGUAAUCAUCUGCGUGGGCUGUAUCCCUCUAACUAUAGUUAUCCUUCUGCUCUCGCUGGAGAGUAACACGGCUCUCAUCUGCUGCUUCCACGAGGCUUGCGUAUCCUUCGCGAGCGUCUCCACGGCGAUCAACGUCUUUGCCAUCACUCUGGACCGGUACGACAUCUCCGUCAAACCCGCCAACAGGGUCCUGACCAUGGGGCGGGCGGUGGCACUGAUGACCUCGAUAUGGAUCGUCUCGUUCUUCUCCUUCCUGAUUCCCUUCAUCGAGGUCCACUUUUUCAGCCACCAGAGCGAGAGCACCUGGGAGAACAAGACGCUCCUGUGCGUCGGCCCCAACGAGUACCACACCGGACUCGGAAUGUACUACCACCUUCUGGUGCAGAUUCCGAUCUUCUUCUUCACCGUCGUGGUCAUGCUCAUCACCUACACCAAGAUCCUCCAGGCCCUGAACAUCCGCAUAGGCACGCGGUUUUCCACGGGGCCGAAGAAGAAGGCGAGGCAGAAAAAGACCAUCUCCCUGACCACGCACGAGACCACGGAGGUGUCGCAGGGCAGUGGCGGGCGGAACGUCGUCUUUGGGGUAAGAACUUCGGUUUCGGUCAUAAUCGCCCUGCGGAGAGCUGUCAAACGGCACCGGGAGCGACGGGAAAGGCAAAAGAGAGUCUUCAGAAUGUCCCUGUUGAUUAUCUCAACGUUUCUGCUCUGCUGGACGCCGAUUUCUGUUUUAAACACCACCAUUUUGUGUUUGGGCCCAAGUGACCUUUUAGUAAAGCUGAGGUUGUGCUUUCUAGUCAUGGCCUAUGGGACCACCAUAUUUCACCCUCUUCUGUACGCGUUCACUAGGCAAAAAUUCCAAAAGGUCCUGAAGAGCAAAAUGAAAAAGCGAGUUGUUUCCAUCGUGGAGGCGGACCCCACGCCCAAUAACGCCGUCAUACACAACUCGUGGAUAGACCCGAAGAGAAACAAAAAGAUCACCUUUGAAGACAGUGAAGUCAGAGAGAAAUGCUUAGUCCCUCAGGUUGUCACAGACUAGGAAAGGAGUUCUGGCCACAUCCCGGGAGGAAAACAAUACGAACAAAUUGGGUGGGGGGGGGGGAGAAAUUUACUGCCAGAUGAGGAAAACUUUUUUAAGGUAUUGGACAUAUUGUAAAUUUCACUAUAAAUCUCAACUAAAUUAGCUCUUAUAUAGUCAAUUCCUUCAUUACGUAACGUGUUUGUUGCAUGGCAGUUUACGGAGGUUACAUCACGUGUAUAUUUUGUCAGUAUUCGGCCACCAGAAGAUAGUUAUUCGUGUAAGUCAUAUUUUCUAAAAAAAAAAAAAAAGAA